AUGAUAUCCAAGGUAUUACGUUGUCAUAUAUUCCAUAUCGCAUUGGUGCUAAGUACUCAAUUAUUCAGUCUAACAUCUGCAUAUUCACCAUAUAAUUCAUCAUUUACACCAGAUCAUAUUCGAUAUUUACAAAAUGAAACUCGAGCAUUAUUAACUCAUUCAUGGGAUUCAUAUAUGAAAUUUGCAUUUCCUUAUGAUGAAAUAACACCAAUCACAUGUCAACCUUAUGGGCCAGAUUUUACUGAUAUUGAAGACACUGUACGAAAUGAUGCCAGGGGAAACAUUUCCCUGAUGGUACUAGAUAAUUUAGAUACUUUGAUUAUAUUCGAGAAAUGGGAUGAUUUGGAAUAUGUAUUGAAAUAUUUGAAAGAUAAUCAGUAUAAUAUGUUUAAUCAAGAUACAAUUGUACAAGUUUUUGAGACAAGUAUUCGACAUUUGGGUGGAUUAUUAUCAGCACAUUUAUUGUUGACAGAUGUAACUAUUAAAGGGAAAUUAUCUGAUAAAUAUCAAAGAUUUGAAAUGAUCUGUAAGAAAUAUGAUGGAUUUUUAUUACGAAUGGCUCGUGAUUUGGGAUUAAAAUUGAUCCCUUCCUACAAGACGUCAACGAAUAUCCCAGUUCCAAGAAUAAAUCUUAAACAAGGGCUAUCACAAGUGCCACCAAAAUUACAAAAAGAUGCAUGUACUUCAGGGGUGAUGACACCAGUAUUAGAGUUUACUUUAUUGUCUAAACUAACAGGUGAUUAUCAAUUUGAGUAUUAUACACAGUUGUCAUUUUGGAAAUUAUGGUCUCUGAAACUGGAAUUGAAUUUAUUACCAAUGACAAUAGAUCCAAUUUCAAACUAUUGGAAAGAUAGUAUUUCUGGAAUUGGGGCAAACAUUGAUUCGUUUUAUGAAUAUGCUGCUAAAUCGGCAAUUUUAUUUGAUGAUGACUAUAUGUGGUCAGUUUUUAAAACAUCAUACAAAGCAUUGUUGACUCAUCUGGCUCAAGGAGGUAAAGGAACAAUGAUUUUUCCCAAUAUUGGGGUUUAUGAUGGUGUCAUAUUUAGUGAUUGGAUAGAUCUGUUGGGUGCAUUUUGGUCAGGAUUACAAGUUUUAACUGGCCAACUUCAAGAUGCUAUCAAAACACAUGUUGUAUAUUUGAAGAUUUGGGAUUAUUUUGAACUGAUUCCGGAAAGAUGGAUCUAUACUCAUCACAAUGUCAAGAAUAAGAAGAAAAAAUUCAAAGCUGAAGAUUCUAUUGAUUUAGAAUGGUAUCCCUUAAGACCUGAGUUUAUUGAGUCCACAUAUUAUUUGUAUCAUGCUACUAAAGAUCCAAUGUAUUUGCAAAUUGGAGAAAGAGUUUUGAAUUUGUUGAAUGAUAAAUAUAAAGCACCCUGUGGAUUAAGUGGGUUGCAAGAUGUCAGAAUCAAUUUGCGUCAAGAUGUCAUGGAAUCGUUUGUUGUAGGAGAAACGUUGAAAUAUUUAUAUCUUCUAUUUGAUACAAAAGAUGAAAUCUUCCUUCAUGAUAGUAGCAUCAUGAAUAAUAAGAAUUGGAUAUUUUCAACUGAAGCUCAUCCACUAUGGUUAAGCAAGCAUAUGGAUUCGCUUGGUGAUAGUAAAGAUUUGAACGACUCAUUUACUAAAAGAAUGUUUAACAAAUAUAUCUCAAAGUCGACACGAGACUUGAUUGACAAGCCGAAUGCUUCCUUUAUAAGAAAUAUCACAUUACCAGAUCCAAGAUCAUUUGAAAUUGAAAGCAGUGGUGAUAUAUCACAUAUUGCUAAGCGAGAUCCCUUUGCUCAAAGAUUUAAAACAUGUCAGUUAAAUCCAUGGAAAAAGUCAAGUAGUUCGUUCCUUGAAUCCAGUUAUUAUAAAUGGCCCUAUCUAUUCAGUGCGGAUUAUGCAUUCGAGAAAUCUUUAAAGAAACCAAGAUAUUUAAAUCAAACAAAUUUGGACGGAAGUUACAUUGAAUUGACAAAAGAUUUUUACGACAAAUUCACAAUGUUUGAAGAAAAAGAUUUAAUCUGUCCUAUAAUGUCAACCACGGCCAUUUAUGAAGUAUUUUGGGGUGAUAUAAAGCAGUCUGGUUAUGUUGAAAUUUCUGAGAUUUAUCAUACAAAAGAAGUUAAAGAUUCUAUAAUGGCACCUGGUGAUUUAUGGAUUCCUGAACUUGACUCGUUACGUGUGGUUUUGGAAGAACUAGUUCCUGGUAAGAUAGACACGUUUAAUAAUUAUAUUACCGAAGAUUAUAUACUAUCACUCCAAGAUUCAGAAGAAGUGAAUGAUAUCAGAAUCAUCAACUCGUGUUUAAGAAUCAAAAGAGUUAAUGGAAUCACCCUUGGUGAUGAUGCAAUUGUUUGGACCCUACCAUUUGAGCAACCUGAACUGGGUGCUAAAGGACAUACAGAGAUCGGUAUCACAAGUGAUGCAAGAGUGGUUAUACAAGGUAAAGUAGUAGAAAAUUUGUUAGUUUGGUAUGGAUAG
Messenger RNA from Candida tropicalis MYA-3404, 2463 nucleotides. RefSeq names its product alpha-1,2-mannosidase MNL1. The transcript has a single exon. Gene Ontology annotation, biological process: mannose trimming involved in glycoprotein ERAD pathway; endoplasmic reticulum mannose trimming; carbohydrate metabolic process. Gene Ontology annotation, cellular component: endoplasmic reticulum; membrane. The record is from RefSeq and is a predicted model, not a curated record. Gene Ontology annotation, molecular function: calcium ion binding; mannosyl-oligosaccharide 1,2-alpha-mannosidase activity. Lineage: Eukaryota; Fungi; Ascomycota; Pichiomycetes; Serinales; Debaryomycetaceae. The coding region runs from base 1 to 2463 and encodes 820 amino acids.